AUGACAUUGACACUCUCGUCUGAACAGCGUCAAGCUCUCCUUGAUGGCCCAGCUGCCUCUCCCCCGCCGGGAGUCAUUCCCAAUCUUGUUGAUCCUCCAAAUCUGCAAGCCGUCGGGCGGGCUCUAAUUCUCGUUUUCUGGAGUCUGGCUUUGAUCACGUUUGCUAUCCGCAUCUACACCAAGGUUUUUAUUAUUAGAUCCGUCAGAGUAUCGGAUUACACCAUGAUUGUAGCUUGGGCACUAUCUAUCGGCUACUUCCCAAUCGCAUGGAAAGUCGCCGACAUUGCCCCAGGUAUAGACCAAUGGAAUCUGCAAGUCAAGAACCUGAUCGGAUUGUUACAUUGGUUCCACAGCGGCCUCGUCAUGUACUCCAUCAUCAUCUGCUUCAUCAAGGUCUCCAUCCUCCGCCAAUUCCUCGAAAUCUUCAGCCUUAAACGAGACUACUUCUUCUGGACCUGCCACUUUCUCAUCUGCAUUAAUAUCCUCUACUAUACCGCCUUUACCUUCACGAUCAUCUUCGCCUGCAACCCCAUCUCCAAAUACUGGGACGUUCUAAACACAGAUGGCAAAUGCCUAAACACAGAACUCCAGAUGUUCGUCGCAGGAAUCAUCAACAUGAUAUCCGAUCUGACAAUUUUAAUCCUCCCUCAUCUCAAAGUCUGGAGACUCCAGAUGUCGCCCCGCAAAAAGCGCGCCGUUUCUGUAGCGUUUCUAUUCGGCUUAAUCGCCUGCGUCGGCUCCUCCCUGAAAAUCUACUACGCCGUACGACUCCUCAAAACCAAAAACAAUCAAUCCUACCAAAUCUACCUCCUCGGCGUCUGCACACUACCCGAAAUCGGAGGCGGUAUUAUAGCAGGCUGUCUGCCAUCGUUACCCAAAUUCUUCAGACACGUUCUACAAACGCCUCUUCUAUCAAGUUACAAAUUCUAUGUCAGUAAACUUCUCUCAGCGUCCUCGAGGUGGUCUUCAUCAUCAACUGUCGCUCGAUCAGCUGGGAAUUCCGCUGGAGGGGAUCAGGAUCGGGAUCGGGAUCUCGAAGCAGCGAAGAAGAAGAAGAUUCAAUUCGAUGAUCAAUACCCGUUGACUUCGGUGGUGAGUUGUCCGGGUAGUGAGACUGUUGAUGGCUCUGUUGCGACGAUACAUUCGACACAGGAGUUUACGAUGGUGUCUAGCCGGGGAAAAGGAUGAGGCCAUAGGGAUUGGGAUCGGGGAGUAAAAGG
This is a messenger RNA of Aspergillus sclerotioniger CBS 115572, 1220 nucleotides long. RefSeq lists its product as uncharacterized. Lineage: Eukaryota; Fungi; Ascomycota; Eurotiomycetes; Eurotiales; Aspergillaceae. The transcript has 5 exons. Bases 1 to 1188 code for a protein of 395 amino acids. The record is from RefSeq and is a predicted model, not a curated record.